This is a messenger RNA of Zasmidium cellare ATCC 36951, 2184 nucleotides long. RefSeq lists its product as uncharacterized. Bases 1 to 2184 code for a protein of 727 amino acids. Gene Ontology annotation, biological process: regulation of DNA-templated transcription; DNA-templated transcription. Gene Ontology annotation, molecular function: DNA binding; DNA-binding transcription factor activity, RNA polymerase II-specific; zinc ion binding. The transcript has a single exon. The record is from RefSeq and is a predicted model, not a curated record. Lineage: Eukaryota; Fungi; Ascomycota; Dothideomycetes; Mycosphaerellales; Mycosphaerellaceae.
AUGGCGUCGCCGGAUCAGUACGCGGGCGUACAGAAACGUAUGCGGAAGGGGACAAAGAGCUGUCUACCAUGUAAGGCUGCAUAUGAUGUCGUGGGACCUGUCCACCGCUGGAUAUCGUUUGCUGAUCGAUUCGAGCCGUUAGGUCGAAAAAGGAAGAUUCGUUGCUCUGGAACGGACCAAAACAGCUCUUCUUGUAGGGAAUGUAUAUCACGCGGAGUCGACUGUACUGCGCAAGGAAUUCUAUCAGAAGAUGCGUCAGUGGAAAAUCAACGACUGAAAGCCUACAUACGUGAACUUGAAUCCCGACUGGAGAACCAAUCUCCCACGUCGUCUCCCGAUGAUAUCAACCACAACGCCCUUGACAGACUUCUUGCGGAUGUCAAUACACCUGCUCAUCGGAGUGAAGCUUCACAUUCGGGACAUUCGAACCUUGUGGUUAAUCAACCAGAGGAAGACCUAGGAUCAGCCUGCGCGCCGCUCGUGCGCUUGCUUAACAAUCCCGCGCUUGGAACGACUCUCUACCCGUCGCAAGAAGAGAAAGAUGGCCAGGUGUUGGACAAUCACCGAGAGAGAAUCUCAAGAUCAGUCUCUUCGGAACGCCAGGACGCCGUACGAGAUCUUUGUGCGUCCCUUCCACCCAAGGCCGAAUUCGACGACAUUCUCGACAACCAGAGCUCUUGGUGGCCUCUCUAUCGAGACACGCUUGGCUUGGUCUGGGGUGAGGAGGAGUGCGAAUCUCUUCGAGCAUUCGCCUUGCAAGGACUCAAAGCUAAGCAUCCAUCGUUGCUGGGGAUACUCUUGACAAGUCUGGCCAUCAGCACGGGCGACUUACAAAGAUAUCUGCCCGCAGUCGAGAGACGAAUCGUCAACGUGGACGAAUAUGCUGGGUGUGAAUAUGGUCUGGGCUGCUUGAUGGCAUUGGGACUGUGUUACAUUAGCUCCCUACAACCCAGGCGCGCAUGGACAAUCUACAGACGAGCGAAUGCUCUCCUUCAACUGAAUGGCUUGCACGUACGUCGAAAGUCGGAGAAACAUGAGUCUUUGUUCUGGCAGCUGUUCCAUGCUGAUCGAUGGGUUUCGUUGAUGAUUGGCUUGCCGUAUUGCAUCUCGGAAGAAUUCUGCGAUGUCAGGGUCCAAUCUAUGGAUUCUAUCUCUCCCGGGACAUGGCUAUAUCGUCAGCUCGGAUUGUUGACAGGCUCGGUCAUCGACUGCUUACAGAAUGUGAAGGGCCCUAACUGGGCUGCAGUCCUGCAAGUCGAAGAGGAUAUGGAUAACAUCAAAGCACAGCUGCCCGCCAAAUAUCUCGACCUGGACGAUAUUCGGACAUGUACAGAUCUGAGUGACAAGUACACUCGACUGUAUCGUCUGAUCCAUUUCCAUCAGCUCAGAGCUCACGUUCACCUACCAUUUCUACUACGAUCCGCCAACCAAGAACGGUACAGAUGGAAUCGCGACAGCUGCAUUGACGACUGCCGGCGUCUGUUAGAAGGGUUUCUGGAGGUAUUCGACACCGACCCUUCGGUCGCUGCCUUUGGUACGGUCCUGAACUUUACCGCUUUUGUGGCGGCUGUGAUCGUCCUGAUGGGCGUGGCCUGUUAUCAGAAAGCUCCUCAAGCCAAUGCGGACAGCGAUUGGCGGAUGCUGUAUCGUGUUCUGGAUGCAAUCAAGCACGGUGGAACGACCAAUGCUGCUGGCCUUAUAUGUCGGAAGUGUUAUGCUGCCUUGGAGCAGCUAGUAUCGAGUGCUCACUUCACGGACCAGAGUGAGAUCCCAAAGCGAGUGGUCUUGCCAUAUUUUGGAACGCUCCUCAUCACCAAGCCUGUCUCCCAAUCGACAACACCGGACCAAGCCACCGAUGAUGCGAAUCAACGCCCAGAACCUCUCCAGGUGACGGAGAGUCAAAACAAUUGGAUGGAGAAUCCACAAAUGUCGGCUGCUCCAAGCAUGCCUAUCAAUGUCAGCAUGGACGGUCUAGCGAUGAGCACAAAUCCUAUGUAUACCGGCCAGAAUCCGGGGCCUGCGAUGUCGUUCGCAUACAACGGUCCCUUUCUGCCCCAAGGCGAUCCGUCGGGUUAUGGAUCAUUACCUGUAACUGGCUCCGGCUUUGGCUGGUUCGAUGAUUUUGAUAUGGGCGCUGACUGGAGUUGGCUGACCGCUGACUUGCCGCCGAUCGUUGGGAAUUGA